UCGCCGGAACAAGGAAAUUAAUAGCAUUUAGCACAGCGGCUCCUGUGUGUGUAGUGAAUGAGCCUCACCUCGGGAGGUGGAUGUAACCGACUGUACCCUGAAAGGAGGGUCCAGUGUGUCCAGGCUUCAGGACUAUAUUACAGCAGACAACAACAACAUGGGACUGUUGUCUGACCCAAAUAGAAGACAGGCGUUGAUAGGCCUGCUCACCCGCCUGAAUGCCCCCAUCUGUAUCGUCUGUUACAUGGCGGGCGUGGCCUGGUUCAUGGGUUUAUCUUUCGAGCCAUUUACCCUGCGGACGUACAUGUCAGAGAAUGCCAUGGGGUCUACAAUGGUGGAGGAGCGGUUUCCUGCAGGAGAGAGGGCGCUGGCCACUGGCAGAGAGUUUUCUGCUCAUAAGAAGAAAACAGGUGGGAUGCCAGUGGAUUGGUUGGUGAAGACCAUGCAGGCCAGAGGUCUUGAGGUGUUUACACAGCGCUUCUCUCGUACUCUGCCCUUUCCUGAUGAAAAUAAAGAGAGAUAUAUGGUUAAAGGCACAAAUGUGUAUGGGAUCCUUCGUGCCCCAAGAGCUCCAAGGACUGAAGCCCUUGUGUUGACUGCUCCCUGCAGCCCUGGUGACGAAAACAACCAGGCUGUGGGACUGCUGCUUGGUUUGGCACAGUACUUUAGGAAUCAGAUUUACUUGGCCAAGGACAUCAUCUUCCUCAUAAAUGAGCAUGAUCUGAUUGGUAUGCAGGCCUGGCUGGAGGGCUACCACCACACCAACACGACAGGUAUGGACUGGUCUCCGCUUCAGGGCCGUGGUGGUUCAAUUCAGGCAGCUCUGUCCUUGGAGCUCAGCAGUAAUGUUGUCACCAGUUUGGAUCUGGUCCUGGAAGGCCUCAAUGGCCAGUUACCCAACCUGGACUUAGCCAACCUCUUCUAUGCCUUCUGCCAGAAGAUAGGAGUUCUUUGCACCAUACAGGGCAAGCUGCAGAGGAAUGAUUGGGACAGUGUAUCUGGCUACAGUCAUGCAGUCCAGACCAUGAUGCUUAUGGUGAUGAAGCAGGCCAGUGGGCGGCCUUGGGGGGAUCAUGGCCUGUUCCUGCGCUACCACAUUGAAGCUGCCACCAUCAAGGGCAUCAACAGCUUCCGCCAGGACAAGACGGACGCCACAACCAUUGGCCGGCUUCUGGAAGGAAUGUAUCGUAAACUGAAUAACCUCUUGGAACGCCUGCACCAGUCCUACUUCUUCUACCUAAUGCCCUCACUCUCUCAUUUUGUCUCCAUUGGCUACUACAUGCCUGCCUUUGGCCUGCUCGCUGUCAUCCUGCUGCUUCGUGCCUUAGACUUGUGGGUCCAACUUGUGACUCCACCACCUAGAACAGAAGACGGAGACACCGACAUUGACCAGCAGUCCAGUCCGGGAUUGCUGUCUGUGUUGACUCCUCUGGUGAUCAGCCACCUGACUGGAGUGGCUCUGUAUAUGCUGCCAAUUCGUUUUCAGGAGAUGGCUGUUGAACAUUUCCCCGUGUCUGAGACUGAGGCUGUGGUCUUGACGGCCAUUGCCAUUUACACAGCGGGCCUGGCUUUGCCUCAUAACACAAACAGACUCCUCACAGGUGAAGGGACAGAGCAGGGCUGGAGAGUGCUGAAGCUGGUGGCAGUGCUUUACCUGGCUGUGCUGCUGGGUUGCACCGCCCUCAUUAACUUCUCCCUGGGCUUCAUCCUGGCUCUCACCCUGGUGCCUGUGGCCGCCUUCGUCACACCCCACGUCCCAAAGGUUUUGUCAGCCUUCAUCUUGGUCAUUCUCAGUCCAGCCUGCACCCUCCUCUUUUCAGUUUUUUUCUUCCAUGAGCUAAAGGAAAUGCCUGUCAACUUCCAGGACGGGUGGUUGCUCUACCUGUCAGUCAUCUCACAGGGCAUCCUGGACCACUACCUGUAUGGCUCUCUGGUUUACCCACUGAUCGCCGUGCUGGUCUAUCCUUGCUGGCUGCUUUUCUGGAACAUCCUCUUCUGGAAGUGAAUGCCAGUCCUGAACAAUAUUGCAGGCUGACAGGAAUUAAAAAAAAAAUAAAUAAAUAAAUAAACUUUGGGGUGUUCUCAGGUUUGUCUGCAGUGGAGGAAGUAUGAAGAAGAUAACAAAACUGUCAUUGACUUGAUAAAACUGCAGUGACUCAUGUUUUUUUUUUCAAGAUAGUGUUUUGGACUUUAAGUAUUUGCUGAAAAUACUUGCUAAAACACUUGAGAUCAUCUUAAAACAUGCCAUUUGGAUCAAGCAUAAGGGACUUUUCUUUUUUUUUUUAAUAUCACAAAAUGAUGUGGAGGUGAUGAUCUUAUAUUUAAGUUUCAGUUUGGUGGCCUUCUCUGAAAGAACAAUCAGAAUGUGGUUAAUUUAUUUUCUUUGCACUGAAACUACACUGCCUUUUAUUUAGCAGAACUGUAAUGACUGAAGUAGUUUCAACAGCAACAACAACAUGGUUUACUCUCACAGUAAACAGAAGAAACUAAUACGGUCGUUCACUACAUCUAAUAUAUUUUGUACUUGCUUUGAAACUGUCUUUUUUUUUUAUUUAUAAAUGCCAAAAUAAAAGCCUGAAAAAGAUUGGA
This is a messenger RNA of Solea solea (common sole), 2589 nucleotides long. RefSeq names its product glycosylphosphatidylinositol anchor attachment 1 (gene gpaa1). The transcript is spliced from 13 exons. The coding region runs from base 158 to 2005 and encodes 615 amino acids. The record is from RefSeq and is a predicted model, not a curated record. Gene Ontology annotation, biological process: attachment of GPI anchor to protein. Lineage: Eukaryota; Metazoa; Chordata; Actinopteri; Pleuronectiformes; Soleidae. Gene Ontology annotation, cellular component: GPI-anchor transamidase complex; membrane.